AUGAUUAAUCCCAUUUUCACAAAAGAACUUUUUGAGGCCUUGCUUAGGAAUUAUGUUGUCUAUCAUAGAACUGGCCUAGCAUAUCAUCCUCAGACAAGUGGGCAAGUAGAAGUGUCUAAUUGUGAGAUAAAGACUAUCUUAGAGAAGGUGGUAGCUAAAUCUAGGAAGGACUGGAGUGACAAAUUAGGAGAAAAGCGCCAACUGCAACUUAAUGAGCUUGAUAAAGUCCAUUUGAAUGCUUAUGAUAGUUUGCGUCUUUAUAAAGAGCACAAUAAGAGAUGGCAUGAUAAGAAAAUUUUGAUCAGUGAAGAGUUCUCUAUUGGUGACAAGUUCUUAUUGUAUAACUCUAGACUAAACUUUUCCCUGCUAGGGAUGUUAAGCCAUGCAACUAUUGCCCAAUCAGAUGGUGGUAUGGGAGCAGGAAAUUCGGCAUUUUCUUCAGAGUCUCAUUCCUCUUCCAGUUCCAGCAUGAGUUCUUCCAGCAGCUUUCAUAAACAAGAAGAGUACUGGAAGGAACAUUUAGGAGAAAAUACAAAAAUGCCAAAGGCUAUCAAGGAUUCUUUGAAUGAGAAUAAUAACCAAGAAGGUGCUUCACAAAUGGAUGGUAAUUCGAUGGUCAAGUUUAAAAGUUAUGUUGGUGCUAAAAAUUCGGGAAGUUUUAACUUUAAUUCAAAUAAACAAACGGGAAUUGAUUUUAAUAGUGGCGGCACGGGAAAAUCGAAGGAUGGAAGUUUUGGUUCUUCAAGCUCAAGCCAAGCAUCAAGCAAAUGGGCUAGUGAACAUUCUAGCCACGCGUCAAGCCAAUUCUCAAGAUCAAAUCAAGCCUCUAGCCAAGCAUCAGCUGAGGCUUCUGGAAAGUCUUCAAGUCAUGAAUCAAACCAACAUUCAAGUCAAGCAUCAGGAUCAUCAGAAUCCUCAAGUCACUCAUCAAAUUCUGGACAUGUUUCAAGUGAAUCUAAUCAAUCUUCUAAGACACCUACAGAUCAAGAAUCAAGCCAAGCAUUGAGUCCAUCAGAAGCCACGAAUCAAGCAUCAAAUCAAUCAUCUUCAGCCCAAUCAUCUCAGUCAAAUCAAGCUUCGAGCCAACCAUCAAGUCAAUCUUCUACAACAUCUUCAGGUCAAGAAUCAAGCAAAGCUUCAAGUCAAGCAUCACAGUCAAACCAAUCCUCUAGUGAAGCUUCAAAGAGAUCAUCAGGAACAUCUUCAAGCCAAGAAUCCAAUCAAUCUUCAGGUUCAUCUUUUGAUCAAGGUUUAAAUCAAACAACAAAAUCACCUCAAGACUCGGAUAAGAAAUCAGUAAGCACAUCAUCCGAAAAUGACUCCAACAAAGCAUCUAAUAAUUUGAUAGAAAAUCCUUCAAGCCAUAACUCUAACCAAGUAUCAGAUGCAACAUCAAGCAACUCUUCUAAUCAAGCUUCAGGCAACGACUCCAAUCACACUUUUGAACAAUCACCUGAAAAUUCCUCAGGUCAAGUGUUGAGUAAAAACUCUAGCCAAGCAUCCCAACAAUCAUCUGAAAAGUCUUCAAGUCAAGCAUCUAGGCAUUCUUCUCAAAAUUCAUCAAGUCAAAACUCAAAUCAAGCAUCUCAUCAAUCAUCUAAUAUGUCUUCUAGCAAAGCCGCAAAUCGCAACUCAAGUCAAGCAUCUGAGAAUUUUUCUAAAAGUUCAUCAAGUCAAGCCUCAAAUAAACACAAUAACCAAGCCUCUAGCAAAGAUUCUAGUGAAGGUUCUGCACAAUCAUCCGGUGAAACCUCAAAACAAUACACUAAUGAAGGAUCUAAUAGAACAUCAAGCCAACACUCUGGUCAAGAAUCCCAACAAGCCACAAACCACAACUCAAACCAAGCCUCAAACAAGUAUUCUAAUGAGUCAUCUGGUGAAUCAUUAAAUCAACACUCCAACCAAACUUCUCAACAAGCAUCAAGCCAACAAGCUAAUAAAGGAUCUGAUCGAACAACUAGCCAACAUCAAGCUCAUGAAUCGUCCCAACAAGCAAAUCAUACAUCUAGCCAAGCCUCAGGCAAACACUCAAAUGAAUCAUCUACUGAAUCAUCAAACCAACACUCGAACCAAACUUCUCAUCAACAAGUUAAUGAAGGAUCCAAUCAAACAACUAGCCAACAUCAUGCUCAUGAAUCGUCUCAGCAACAUGAAACAAAUCACACAUCUAGCCAAGCUUCAAACAAACACUCAAAUGAAUCAUCUAGUGAAUUAUCAAACCAACACUCAAACCAAACUUCUCAACAAGCCUCAAGCCAACAAGCUAAUGAUAAAACCAAUCAAACAUCUAGCCAACACUCUUCUCAUGAAUCCCAACAAGGCACAAACCAUACCUCUAACCAAGCAUCUAGUCAAGCCUCAAAUAAACACUCUAAUGAAUCCUCUAGUGAAUCAUCAAAUCAACAUUUCAACCAAACUUCUCAGCAAGCCUCAAGCCAACAAGGUAACGAAGGAUCCAAUCAAACAUCUAGUCAGCACCAUAAUAAUCAUGAAUCCCAACAAGCCACAAACCACACCUCCAACCAAGUAUCUAGCCAAGCCUCAAAUAAACACUCUAAUGAAUCCUCUAGUGAAUCAUCAAAUCAACAUUUCAACCAAACUUCUCAGCAAGCCUCAAGCCAACAAGGUAACGAAGGAUCCAAUCAAACAUCUAGUCAGCACCAUAAUAAUCAUGAAUCCCAACAAGCCGCAAACCACACCUCCAACCAAGCAUCUAGCCAAGCCUCAAACAAACACUCUUAUGAAUCAUCUGGUGAAUCAUCGAAUCAACGCUUCAACCAAACAUCUCAACAAUCGUCAAGCCAACAAGCUAAAGAAAGAUCCAACCGAACAUCUAGCCAACACCAUUCUCAUGAAUCAUCCGAAAAAGCCACAAAACAUGACUUUAACCAAGCAUCUAGCCAAGUCUCAAGCAAACACUCAAAUGAAUCAUCUAGUGAAGCAUUUGACCAGCACUCAAACCAAACAUCUCAACAAGCCUCAAACCAACAAGAUAAUGAAAGAUCCAAUCAAACAUCUAGCCAACACUCUACUCAUGCAUCCCAACAAGCUACAAAUCACACCUCUAACCAAGCAUCUAGUCGAGCCUCAAACCAACAUUCUAAUGAAUCAUCUAGUGAAUCAUUAAAUCAACAUUUUAACCAAAGUUCGCAACAAGCCUCUAACCAACAAGCGAAUGAAGGAUCCAAUCAAACAUCUAGCCAGCACCAUAAUGAUCAUGAAUCCCAACAAGCCACAAACCACACUUCAAACCAAGAAUCUAAUCAAGCCUCAAACAAACACUCUAAUGAAUCAUCUAGUGAAUCAUUAAAUCAUCACUCCAACCAAAAUUCUCAACAAUCCUCAAGCCAAAAAGCUAAUGAAGGAUCGACCAAAACAUCUAGUCAACACCAUGCUCAUGCAUCGUCCCAACAAGCAACAAAUCACACAUCUAACCAAACAUCUAGCCAGCACCAUAGUCAUGAAUCGUCCGAACAAGCCACAAAUCACACUUCUAACCAAGCAUCUAGCCAAGUCUCAAGUAGACACUCAAAUGAAUCAUUUAACCAACACUCAAACCAAACUUCUAAUCAAACCUCAAGCCAACAAGCUAAUGAUAAAACCAAUCAAACAUCUAGCCAACACUCUUCUCAUGAAUCCCAACAAGCCACAAACCAUACCUCUAACCAAGCAUCUAGUCAAGCCUCAAAUAAACAUUCUAAUGAAUCAUCUAGUGAAUCAUCAAAUCAACAUUUCAACCGAAAUUCUCAGCAAGCCUCAAGCCAACAAGGUAAUGAAGGAUACAAUCAAACAUCAAGCCAGCACCAUAAUAAGCAUGAAUCUCAACAAGCCACGGAUCACACCUCCAACCAAGCAUCUAGCCAAGCCUCAAAUAAUGAGUCUAAUGAAUCAUCUAGUGAAUCAUUAAAUCAACACUCGAACCAAACUUCUCAACAAUCCUCAAGCCAACAAGCCAAAGAAGCAUCUAAGCAAGCCUCAAGCCAACAAGCUAAUAAAACAUCCGAGAAAGACAUAGGUCAACAAUCAGAAGAAUCAUCUCACCAAGAUUCGAAUAAACAUGCAAGCCAAGUACCGAACCAAAGCACUAGACAAUACUCGGGGCAAACAUCUAAGACAACCUCAAGCCAAGAAUCUAGCCAAGCAUCUAAAACUAAAUCAAAACACCAAUCCAGCAAAGGUUCAGAGCAAUCACCUAGUGAAGCCUCAAGUCAAAACUCUAGUGGAGAAUCUAAUCAAUCAUCUAACCAAGACUCCAAUCAACGAUCAAAACAAGCCUUAGACCAUCACUCUAACCAAUCAUCUAGUGAAGCCUCAAACUACCACUCUAACCAAUCAUCUGGUAAAGCCUCAAGUCAACAAUCUAGUGGAGCUUCUGGUGAAACCUCAAACCAACAAUCUAGUGGAGCUUUCGGUGAAACUUCAAACCAACAAUCUACCCAAGCUUCCAAGCAAAACUUAAGUCAACAAGCUAGCAAAGAAAAUAAUCAAGCUUCAGAUCAAUACUCUGGCCAAGAAUCACACCAAGCUUCAAGCCAACACUCAAAUCAAAAUUCUAAGCAUACAUCUCAUGGAGUCUUUGGGCAAUCAAAAGGUGAAGCCUCAAGCCAAGGCUCUAAUCAAGGAUUUGAUAAAGUAUCGAGCCAAAACUCACGUCAAGGAUCCAGACAAGACUCAAGCCACCAUUUUGGGCAAGCAUCUGGAGAAGUCUCAAGCAAACAAUCUAGUGAAUCAAACCAAUCAAACCAAACUUCCCAGCAAAUCUCAACCCAACGAGCUAGAGAAGAAUCGAAAGAAGCCUCACAUCAAAACUCUAGCCAAACAUCCAAACAAGCUUCGAGCAAAGCAUCUGGUGAAGCCUCAAGCCAAGACUCCAACAAACAAUACGAAAAAGCAGUAAAGCAACAGUCUAGCGGGGGUACUGAACAAUCUUCUGGUGAAGCGUCAAGCCAACACUCUAAUGAAGGAUUUGAUAAAACAUCAUCUAAACUCUCCGGCCAUGAAUCCGAACAAGCCUCAAGCCAACAUUCUAGCCAAGCAUCUGAAGGAAUCUCAAGCAAACAAUCUAAUGAAGCAUCUGCUAAAUCAUCAAGCCAACACUCUAGCCAAGCAUCCAAUAAUUCCUCAAGCCAACAUUCUAACCAAGCCUCAAGUCAACAGUCUAGCAAAUCAUCAAAUCAAGACUCAAGAAAACACUCUAGCGCCAAGUCUAGCAAAUCUUCUAGUCAAUCUUCUAGCCAAACCUCAAACCAUGCCUCAAGUUCAAGUAAGGGCUUCUAUGGACCUCCUAAAUCAUCAGCCAUAGACAUGACAAAAAGCUAUGGAGCACCUAUAUACUCACCCAUAAGCACAGAGGUGCCAAACUCUAAUAAUGCAGUUAAAGGAGGCCAAUCCAUGCAAGAAGAUGUAGCCUCAAUUGAGGAUUCAGUUGCUUCUCUAUUCUUUGCUGAGGGGGACUUAAGCCUAGGGAAAAAAAUGAAGCUCCAUUUUAGAAAAUCAACCAAUCCAACCACCUUUUUGUCUAGAGACAUGGUUGAGAAGCUACACUUUUCUCAGACCAAUCUGCCUGAGAUCUUAAAGCACUUUAAUCUCAAAGAGGAUUCACCACAAGCUACCAUUAUGAACGAAACCUUGCAAUAUUGUGAGGAUGACAAGGCUGGUGACAAGUGUUGCUACUCCUUGGAGUCUAUGGUCGAUUUUGCAACCUCUAUUAUAGGGAAGCAAGUUAAAGCAAUAUCAGCAAAUAUAGAUAAAGAUAUCAAGAUGGAGUACAAAGUCCAAGGAAUCAAGAAGCUACCAUGUGGAAAUGAAGCAGUAGUUUGCCAUAAGAUCCCUUUCCCUUGUGCUGUAUUCUAUUGCCAAAAGGCUGAGAAUAUGGAUGUGUUUAUAGCAACUUUGCUAGGCUCGGAAGGAUCCAACUUGAAUGCACCAGCAGUUUGCCAAAAAAGUACCAACUCCGCGAAUCAAGCUGAUUCAAAGAACUGCGCCAUUUGUCAUUUCCUGCUAGAUGAUGAUGUAUUAUGGAUUGCUAAGUAA
Beta vulgaris subsp. vulgaris (sugar beet) is the source of this 6033-nucleotide messenger RNA. RefSeq lists its product as uncharacterized. The record is from RefSeq and is a predicted model, not a curated record. Gene Ontology annotation, molecular function: nucleic acid binding. The transcript is spliced from 4 exons. The coding region runs from base 1 to 6033 and encodes 2010 amino acids. NCBI's taxonomy places the organism in Eukaryota, Viridiplantae, Streptophyta, Magnoliopsida, Caryophyllales, Amaranthaceae.